Messenger RNA from Neocloeon triangulifer, 746 nucleotides. RefSeq names its product intraflagellar transport protein 22 homolog. Gene Ontology annotation, cellular component: endomembrane system. Gene Ontology annotation, molecular function: GTPase activity. Gene Ontology annotation, biological process: intracellular protein transport. The transcript is spliced from 4 exons. The coding region runs from base 29 to 571 and encodes 180 amino acids. The record is from RefSeq and is a predicted model, not a curated record. NCBI's taxonomy places the organism in Eukaryota, Metazoa, Arthropoda, Insecta, Ephemeroptera, Baetidae.
ACUAGCAUACCUCUUUUACAUAGAAAAUAUGCGAUUGAAAAUUCUGCUAGUUGGUCCUUGUAAGUCUGGAAAAACACGCAUUGCUAAUCUCGUCUCGGAAGCUGUUGAGGAGAACAAUGAAUUUGAAUACAGACCCACUCAUGGAGUGCGUAUAUUGGAAUACGAACCGCCUAGCUCAAUUUCUAGUAAAUGGGUAGCAGAACUUUGGGACUGCAGCGGAGACGCAAAAUGCGAGUCUUGCUGGCCAGCCUUUCAGCACGGAGCGCAUGCAGCAAUUUUAGUCAUCGACUCGUCAAAACCUGACCAUGUCAAAAGCGCAGAGAAGUUUUCACAAAUGUUGGCAAACCGACCACCAGGGUUCAAUCACAGUUUGGUCCUGCUGACGGGAAAUGGGCCUUCUAGUGUGAAACUUACCGGAGCAUGGGCAGAUGCAAAGCAAUUCAAGGUAGACAUAGCUAAAGACGGAGGACAGGCUCUGCGACGGGAGGUGGCGAGUUUCAUGUCUGACCUGGCAGAGGCAUCCUGGGCGUCCAAGGACAGAGAGGAAUUCAGCUUGAUUGGAAUUAACUGACAAAAGAAUUGUUUCAAAGAUUAUAAUUUUUAUUUAUUUCAUGUAACUUUUGAUCGUAUUUACGUUGGACGAUAAAUUAUUACAAUUUUGUUUGUUGGUAUAAUGCAUUAAGAUGUAAAGAAAUCUGAGGCUAUUAUUAUUAAUAAAAGUAUAUUAUGUACAUCAGUCGUGAUGA